AAGUAGUGUGUCUGUAGUCUCCCCACAAAGUCGAAGAGGAGGAGUGGGUAGUAACGUCAUUCUUAACGUCUGCGCGAGCUUUCGUCGUCUUUGGUUCAUGUGUUAAUUUGAAGAACAAAUAUUUGUUUAACGUUACCGCCUGCGACCUGCAAGAGAACAAUUCAUCAUCUUCCGGGGACGUUGUAUCUCGCACAGUAAGGUCUUCUGCACCUCUCAAAAUGAACUUCUUCUUGGAGACUCUUCAGUUGAUAGUGUUAACCAUCUACUACCACCUGGAAUUACUUGUACAACUCUUCGUCCCUCAGAGGAAGAAAGAUGUGUCUGGGGAGAUUGUGCUCAUCACUGGGGCAGGCUGUGGCAUUGGCAGACUGAUGGCCCUUGAGUUUGCCCCACUGGACGUCUCAUUGGUGCUUUGGGACAUUAAUGUGGAUGGUUUGAAAGAAACUGCAAAGCAGGUUAAAGAAAAAGGAGCGUCAAGGGUACAUUACUAUCAGUGUGACUGCGGUGAUAGAGAUGUGGUCUACCGAGUGGCAGAUCAGGUAAAAAAUGAAAUCGGUGACGUCUCCAUACUAAUAAACAAUGCUGGAAUAGUCAGUGGUAAUAAGUUCAUGGACACUCCUGAUGCAAUUGUUGAGAAGACACUCAAAGUUAAUGCAAUGUCCCACUUUUGGACCUAUAAAGCAUUUCUGCCCGCCAUGACGGACAAGAACCAUGGACAUCUGGUCUGUGUUGCUAGUUCUGCAGGCUUGAUAGGUGUCAAUGGACUGGCAGAUUAUUGCGCAAGCAAGUUUGCUGCUGUGGGUUUUGCCGAGUCUAUGGCAUAUGAGCUGAUAUCUGCGGGGAAGGAUGGAGUCAAAACUACAAUCGUCUGCCCAUACCUCAUCAACACAGGCCUGUUUGAUGGCUGCAAUACAAAGUGGCCCCGACUGCUGCCCAUAUUGGAGCCAGACUAUGUUGCCAAGAGGAUUGUCAGUGCCAUUCUGACAGACCAAGUUUACCUUUUACUUCCAAUGACCUUAUACUUGUUAAGGGCUUUAAAAGGUGUCAUCCCAUUCAAGCAAUCAGUUGUCCUGGGUAAGUACUUGGGGGCCUUAAAUUUCAUGGAUGCUUUCAGAGGACGGGAAAAGAAGAGAGACUAAAUGUUAUAAAACGAAUUUCAUUAUAUUUUGAUGCUUUGUAUAU
Messenger RNA from Rhinichthys klamathensis goyatoka, 1182 nucleotides. It is a transcript of the gene sdr16c5a, whose product is annotated as short chain dehydrogenase/reductase family 16C, member 5a. Gene Ontology annotation, cellular component: lipid droplet. The record is from RefSeq and is a predicted model, not a curated record. Bases 219 to 1139 code for a protein of 306 amino acids. Lineage: Eukaryota; Metazoa; Chordata; Actinopteri; Cypriniformes; Leuciscidae. The transcript is spliced from 7 exons. Gene Ontology annotation, molecular function: oxidoreductase activity, acting on the CH-OH group of donors, NAD or NADP as acceptor.